GCGUGAGUGCGUGCAUGCGUGUGCGUGUGUGUCUCCGUAGGUCAAUGGCCUGACUUUUGAUGGUUUUAUUCUACACUUUUCAGUACAUUGGCUGCCUGAAAGUCAACACGUCCAUGAAGAGUUUGAAUUUUGAUACCAGGUCUUUAAUAGCAAAAGAAUGCAUCAGCAGAGUGUGUGAAGCGGCAGGCCUGAAGACUGCUGACAGGAAAAGGAAGGUAGUGAAGACCAUAGGCAGGAUCCUGGGUGAGAGACCCAUGAUGGAGCACGCUGGAAGUAAUGUGAACUUGACUAUCACAAGCACAGCACUCACUCUCUCCAUCUUGGAGUCUGGGCAGGUAGUGGCAUGUCAUGAUAUGCCCAAUAUAUCCUUCGCUUCGGGGGGAGAUCCGGAUACUUUAGACUUUAUUGCCUAUGUAGCCAAAGACAGUCGGUAUGGACGUGCGUGUUUUGUGUUGGAGUGUGGUGGAGGUCUGGCACAGGAUGUAAUAACAACAAUUGGCCAGGCUUUUGAACUCAGGUUUAAGGAGUACCUCAAGAGAACCCCGUCCGUCCAGUAUACCAGCGUAAAAUCUGAUAAGUCAGGUAUGAAUGGCGAGGGUGCUGGUUGGGGUCGUGAUGACCCGGAAUACUAUAAUGACCUCCCUGGAAAGGUGCCUCCAGACCUUCCUCCACCUCCAGUUCCUCCUCUCCCUCAAUACUCGGCCUCUGAUAGUAAGAGACCCACCAUGGUUACAUCAGUGCAGGUCCCUGCAACUUCAUCAAGCAGUGGGUCAACGAGCUCUGUGUCUCCAGUCCCUUCUUCGGGAGCCUCAACUAUACUCCUCAACUCACACCAGCCACUCACAGGAAAAGUGUCUGACAACUUGAUAGAUUUUACCUCUGAAGGAGCCCAGCCUCCCCCUAUGCGGUGCGAGCCAGAAUACGUCAACGAUGCUGUUAUUAAGCAGAAGCAACUUCUUGACCAAAGAGAUCCGUUUGACAUGCAGCCCUUCAUCACCCAGUUAUCACAACUAAGUGGAGGUGUUAGUGGUGGCAGUGCAGCUGGAGCCAUUGGUGGAGCAGGAGCUGUAGCUUCAGGAACUGUACCCAGCUCUGGGGCGGUUGGAGGGAAUACAAAACCUCUCCCACUGAACCAGCGAUUACAGCUACAGAGGGAGCCUUGGUUCCAUGGUGCUAUUAGUAGGAAGGAGGCAGAGAUGCUGUUGCUGCAGGAUGGUGAUUUUCUGGUGCGUGAAUCCCAGGGAACUGCGGGCCAAUAUGUUUUAACUGGAAUGCAGAACAAUACAAAGAAGCACCUCUUGUUAGUUGAUCCCGAAGGAGUGGUCCGGACAAAGUCAAGAACCUUUGACAGUGUCAGUCACCUGAUCAACUACCACCGAGACAAUGAGCUGCCCAUAGUAUCGGCAGAGUCAGCCCUUGUCUUGCGUAAUCCUGUGUUAAGACGUAUACGUUAGCACUCAAGAGCAAAAUAUAUAUAUAUAUAUAUAUAUAUAUACACACACAUAUAUUUAUGUAUAUAUAUAUAGUAAUGUAUAUAUAUAUAUUUAUGUAUAUAUAUUUAUGUAUAUAUAUAUAUAUAUAUAUCAAGACUUUUUCAGCCACAGAGAAACAGUGAUAGUGCACAUAUGUUAUAAAAGAAGAGUGUCAUGCAGCAGGUAGCAAGCUGAGCCGAGUUUUUUUUUUUUUUGGGGGGGGGGGGGGGGGGGGGGGGAAGCCUGGUUUGCAGCGGCUGUGCGACCCGCGUAACAACAGUCUCAACUUUGGGUCAUCAUCAUCAUCUGCAAGGCUUUCCAUUUUUUUAUGUAUAUUUGCACAUACAAACAUACAUUAAGAUUUAUUUCUUUUGAUUGUAAUUGUUUAUGUGUGCAAUUAAAUUUAUUCCUGUUUUUAAUGAUAUACUGAAAAGAUAUAAAGUUUUGUGAAUUCCCUCAGUGUAAUCAGGCAAGUUGUUCUAUAUAGCAUUUGCAAAAGCUCGUGGACUUAGUAUUCGUUUUUGUGCAACUGGGUACUUGAUGUAAGCUUUAUUGGGUAUAUCUAGAAGAAACAGGAUGUCAUUUAGAAAUAUUGUACAAGCAUAUGCUUUUAAUAUUGAAAAAUAGAAAUACAAGGGCUUUGGAAGUUCUCUCUGUCACCUCAGUCAUUGAGUGAGAUACUUGCGGCCAGAAAAUGCUCAUAACGAAAUGGAAAUCCCAGCAUUUCUAGUUGGUAUACCCAGUGUUUGGUUAAAUCGGUUAUCUCCCGGGCAACUUAUCAUAGCUGUUUACACCCUUAAUUUUUCACUCUUUUUCACCUGUUUGUGUUCAAAGAAUAUCACUAAUUUCAUGCUGAAUAUAUUUCUUGAAUAUUGUAAAAACAAAAAGCAACAAAAAAAUAAGUAUAUAACAUUUUAAAUGGGACACUUAUUUUUCUAUUGUCCAAUUUUUACAUUACUUAUUCUAAUGUAGUCCUUUUAUAAAAAAAAAAAAAAAAAAAAUCAGGUGUUUAUUCAUUGCACAAUUGCACAAAGUCUCCCCAUAGAAAAGAAAUCAGGACCUAUUAGUUCUUGGAUGUAAUUACAAAAGGCAUGUGUUGGGUGCUUUCAAACUGUUGUGAAUUUGUCUUUUUUUUCUCUUUUUUUUCCAAGGGGAAGAAGAGAGUUUGGUAAACUUCAGCAUAUAGUAAUAUUAAUUCAGAAUGUCACUAGGCAUCUAUUUUUUUUCUCAGUGAAAUAGAAAAAAAAAAAAAAAAGGUCAAGUUCAUUCCUUUAUGAGAAAAAGAAUAACAUGAAGUGCACAUGAGGGCUGAGUCCCUUCUUAGUCAUUUGAUUUAAAAGUUUGAGCACUUGAUAUAGGCCUAGAUUAAAUAUAUGAUUAGCUGAUUGAUUAGACUGUCUUCUCUCCUUGUUAAACAGGAGUCUUGAUGAUUCCAUAUGGAUUUUAUCUUUUUAUGUUUUAUUUAUCUAUUUUCUUUUUUUUUAAUAUAGGUGGCUAACUAGUCAGAAUUUGCCAUCAUGAAAAAUGUUUUUAUUCUGAAUUUUUAUGUGUACAGUAAUAUAUACCUUUAAGAUAAGUAUCUUCACAUUUCAGUCUCCUAAUUAUUAGGCCAAAAUGCAAUAAUAGAAUGGUAAUAUAUACCCAUUGUUACAGGACAGUCAUCAGUCUCACAUUGUCUGGAACUUAGAGCUGUCAUUCAGCCCAAACAUGUGGUGGGAUUCCUUAAUUCCAAACAUUACUUUUUCUUGGCCAUGGAUGGGGCUCCAGGCUCUCACAAUUUUUUUUCUGGAUUUUUUUUUUUUCUCGGAAAUUCUCUUCAUUUGUUUGUUGAUGUCAUUGCAGUAUUCAGUACCUUUACCCCUGCAGAAUUUGCAGAAUAGUUGCUACUAGAUGUCAAGUUGACUUGAACAUCUGAUUUCUAUAUUCAAAAAAAUUAUACAAUUUGAAGUUGUCAGUUAACUAGCCUCUGAACACUUUAAAUAUGUUAUCAUAUGCUUAGCCAUGAUUUUUUUUUUUUUCUUUCUUUCAUUUUUAAUCCCCACAUUGGUUCCUGAAGAAUGCGAGAUAGAUACUGAGCACAAUAGACCCUCCAAGUCUUUCCCUAAAGCCUUGCAUUCUUGUGCCCUCCCAUCACUUGUGCCUCGAACGGUUCCCGAGCUGUAUAACGGAUGAAUCUGUUUGGUGCUUGGCCCAUGGGUCUGACAACUCACUUUUAUAUAUGCUCAAAAUGUAUUAAUACAAAUCCCAUUCAUUCAACUUUCUGGUAAAAAAAAAGAAGAAAAAAAGAAAAUGAAAAUUUAAUAUGUAUCACUGUUAAUAGCUGAAGUUACAGCUGGAGAUAACGUUGUCCAUUAAAUUACACGAGAAUGAGGAGGGUUAACAGGUUGAUUGUUAGAAUUUGUUUUAUUUAUUCUUUUUAUUAUUUUUUUUUUUUUUGUCAGUAGAUACCUAAAAUAGAUAAAAUCUUGCCAUGUACACUUUGGCAGAUGGAGUGAAAUAAAAUCUGAAAAUAACUGCAGAUCUAAGCAUUAAAAUAUUUGUAUAGUAACCUACAUUCUCCCAUUUAAUCAGUACAAAAUACUGUUUCCUCAGGCCUGGAAUAGUUCAUCUCUUUGGUUCUGUAAAAAAUAAAAAAAUAUAUAUGUGUACAUAUAAACAGAUGAAGCACACACAAAAAAUGCAGAUACAUCAAUAUAAGAAUGAAUAGAGGCCCACCUUUUCCCUGUUGUAAAAGGCAGAAGAAUGCAUUGAUUCAAUUAGUUUCAUAUACCCAAAAGUCUCCUUUCUUCAUAGAAAGAGAAGGUUUGAAAUGGACUUAGGUAAGAAUUUAUUUGAAGACAUAAAUUUGUAAAUAUUAAUAGGACACUUACAUAUUGAAAAAAAAAAAAAUUAUGUAAGGGAACACUAAUUGUAUACAUAAUUGCUGAGGUGAUGGGGGAGGCAAAAAUAUUUACAUUGUCAUUUAAAAAGAAAACCAUAAGAGUUAGGGAAUCAUCGCUAAUAGGUAGUGGAUCAUAGAUUACAGGUAGUUAUUAAUGAUGUGUUGAUAACCAGUAGCUUUCCUCAGACAUGAUCAAUGCAGGUAGCUUUAAACUUUCCACAUUCCUUGCAAGACACGUAACACUAUUUUUUUCUAAAUAGCAGCUUUAUGGAACCAAAGUCCUAUUAUUUCAUUAUUUUUAGAGAGCUUGGUUUUUGUAUACAAGAAGAAUGGGAUCUCAAUAACUCCUUAAAUGACCUGCCAAGUGAGAGAGAGUUUCAUCUCCGUCAUGAAGAGGUUACUGACCAGAAGGCAUUUGUAAAGGAGGAGAAUGCAGGAAGAGGAGUUGAAUGUAAUUGCAUGAACAAAAACAAUUUGGAAGUUAUUCACCUUGGCAAAGAAGGAAAGACUUGAGAAAUUUUCUUAGUCCCCAAAUAUUUAUUUAUAACAACACUGUAGAAGUACAAGAGCCCAAGAAUCUUGUGUUCUGAGAAGGAGCAAUAUACAGUUUAAUUCCCUCUAACUUUGGUUGACCAUUACUUAAUGAUAUUUAUCAUUAUUAAUAGUGCAACAUUUGUUAUUAAGUCCUCCCUUAUUCCUUGUGUAUAUCAGAUGUCUUGUGUUUGUGUUCAGACAGUCCAUAUAAAGAGCAAUAGGUUUAUUGUAACCCAACUAGCUAACUGUAAACCAAAGAAGUAAUGUAGGGACUGGGAAUAUAUGGGUAACUAAUCCAUUUCACAUUUUAAUAUCUGUAAGAAGCUACUGAAGCUCUAUUUUUCAACAAAUAUUUUUGCUACAUGAAAUGACUGUGUCAUUAAUGACAAACUUGCCUUGUAGUUUUUAGAAGUGACAUGUCCUCAUUUAGUUCUUUGUAUUAUAUAUUGUAUUAUACUGUAAUUCAGUCAAUAUUAAGAUUACAUUCAAUUGUACAUAUGAUCAUGGUAUUUUAAUGUUGUGUGUGCCAAAAUAUGACAUUUGUUACUUAUCUAUUGGCUAUUGAUAAUCAAAAUGUCUCUUUAUAUUAGUUACUUGUGACUUGGCUGACUUUGAAAAUAAUAUAUAAAUUGAAAUGUGUGAAUGAAUAUAAAUCACUGUAACUUUGUAUUAAUUACUGAAUAAAAUAUCAUAUAUAAA
Molecule: messenger RNA, 5586 nt
Organism: Penaeus chinensis
Lineage: Eukaryota; Metazoa; Arthropoda; Malacostraca; Decapoda; Penaeidae
Product: SHC-transforming protein 1-like
Exons: 8
Coding region: 60-1454 (464 amino acids)
Biological process (GO): intracellular signal transduction; cell surface receptor protein tyrosine kinase signaling pathway
Cellular component (GO): plasma membrane
Molecular function (GO): receptor tyrosine kinase binding
Source: RefSeq, a predicted model, not a curated record